This is a messenger RNA of Anopheles gambiae (African malaria mosquito), 522 nucleotides long. RefSeq lists its product as uncharacterized. The coding region runs from base 1 to 522 and encodes 173 amino acids. The transcript is spliced from 2 exons. The record is from RefSeq and is a predicted model, not a curated record. Lineage: Eukaryota; Metazoa; Arthropoda; Insecta; Diptera; Culicidae.
AUGUGGAUCGUUUCAUUUUCCUUCCUGCUAACUGCUGUUUCCCUACAUGGAAUCCAAAUUGAUUUCGAACGAUUCGAGCAACUGUCAGGAUUUAAUGUGUACAACAGUUCACUGCGCGUCCGGAAGUUUAAUCGAACGCUGGUAACGCUCAACGGUACGCUAGAGAUAGUGGCACCACUGAACAAAACCAUUAUGGUCUCGACGGACUUCUUUCACAGCAGCCGCGGCAAUCAGCAGUAUAAUCACCAUCCGGCCAAGUUUCCAACCCGUGACGUGUGCGACUUUAUGUCCAACUUUUACGAAGGCUACAAUGAGCACGUCGAGGACAUAAUCAACAUGCCAAAAAGGGGCGAAUGUCCCAUUACUCCCCGCAUGAUCUACGUCGUGAAUAAAAAUUUCCCGGCCAAAGCGGUACCGCACUUUUUUCGCCCAGGUCUGUGGAAGGCUUACAUGAUAAAUAAGAUAAAAAAUGUCGAGGUAUCACGGUUCGAGAUGGUAUUUAAUGUUAAAAGCGAUUUUUAA